AUGAAGGGACUCAUCCUCGUCGGCGGCUUCGGCACGCGUCUCCGUCCUCUCACCCUCACCCUCCCGAAACCGCUGGUCGAGUUCGCCAACAAGUCGAUGAUCGUGCACCAGAUCGAAGCGCUGGUGUCGGCGGGCGUGACCGACAUCGUCCUGGCCGUCAACUACCGGCCGGAGGUGAUGGAGAAGUUCCUGGCCGAGUACGAGGAGAGGUACAACAUCAAGAUCGAGUUCAGCGUCGAGUCGGAGCCGCUGGACACGGCGGGCCCGCUGAAGCUGGCCGAGAAGAUCCUGCGCAAGGACGACUCGCCCUUCUUCGUCCUCAACUCGGACAUCAUCUGCGACUACCCCUUCAAGGAGCUGCUCGACUUCCACCGCAGCCACGGCGACGAGGGCACCAUCGUCGUCACCAAGGUCGAGGAGCCGUCCAAGUACGGCGUGGUGGUGCACAAGCCCAACCACGCGUCGCGCAUCGACCGCUUCGUCGAGAAGCCGGUCGAGUUCGUGGGCAACCGCAUCAACGCCGGCAUGUACAUCUUCAACACGUCGGUCCUGGACCGCAUCGAGCUCCGGCCGACGUCGAUCGAGAAGGAGACCUUCCCGGCCAUGACGGCCGCCAACCAGCUCCACUCCUUCGACCUCGACGGCUUCUGGAUGGACGUCGGCCAGCCCAAGGACUUCCUCACCGGCACCUGCCUCUACCUCUCGUCCCUCACCAAGCGGGGCAGCAAGGAGCUCACGCCGCCGACCGAGCCCUACAUACACGGCGGCAACGUCAUGAUCGACCCCUCGGCCAGGAUCGGCAGCAACUGCCGCAUAGGACCCAACGUCACCAUCGGCCCCGGCGUCGUCGUCGGAGACGGCGUCCGCCUGCAGCGCUGCGUCCUCCUGCGCGACUCAAAGGUCAAGGACCACGCCUGGGUCAAGUCCACCAUCGUCGGCUGGAACAGCACCGUCGGCCGAUGGGCCCGCCUCGAGAACGUCACCGUCCUCGGCGACGACGUCACCAUUGGCGAUGAGAUCUACGUCAAUGGCGGUCGCAUCCUGCCUCACAAGACGAUCAAGGCCAACAUUGAUGUUCCGGCAAUUAUAAUGUAA
Messenger RNA from Geosmithia morbida, 1095 nucleotides. RefSeq names its product mannose-1-phosphate guanylyltransferase. The coding region runs from base 1 to 1095 and encodes 364 amino acids. The transcript is spliced from 3 exons. Gene Ontology annotation, molecular function: GTP binding; mannose-1-phosphate guanylyltransferase (GTP) activity. Gene Ontology annotation, biological process: GDP-mannose biosynthetic process; cell wall mannoprotein biosynthetic process. The record is from RefSeq and is a predicted model, not a curated record. NCBI's taxonomy places the organism in Eukaryota, Fungi, Ascomycota, Sordariomycetes, Hypocreales, Bionectriaceae. Gene Ontology annotation, cellular component: cytoplasm.